UUAAUGUACUAAUUCAAAUCUUACAACACCUAAAGAAAACCCCCAACAAUUUCUUCUUCUUCCACCUAAAUUAAACCCUUAAAUUUACUCAAGCUUCACCAACAUUUUCCCUCUCCUCUCGAUUCGCCGGAAAAAUUCAGCUUGUACAAGCUAAAUUUGUUGAGUUAAAAGAUUAAUGAAGAGAUUGAAGAGCUAUUAUAUGCACAUAAGGCAUCAGCAAGCAAUGGAGAGGAAGUGGAUCUUCCCUCUCGCGAUUGGCUCCAUUUUCUCCGUCUUCCUUCUCUUCCUCACCACCCUUAUUUCCUCCGAUGGCACACCUUUCCUUCCAUUCUACCGCUCUAUUCCUUUCGCUAUGGGAUCCUCCGCCUUCGUCGAGUCCAAGCUCAAGCCCAUUCCUGUUUCCUCCAUACCUCCUCCCCCUCGCUUCGCCUACCUCAUUUCCGGCUCCACCGGCGACGGUGAAAUGCUGAGGCGAACCCUGCUUGCUCUCUACCAUCCUAACAAUCGUUACGUGGUGCACCUGGACAGAGAAUCUAGUCCCGAGGAGCGCUUGGAUCUGCAGCACUUUGUCGAAAACCAACCACUCUUUCUCAAGUUCCGGAAUGUUAGGAUGAUCGUCAAGGCCAAUUUGGUCACCUACCGUGGGCCUACAAUGGUCGCCAACACCCUCCACGCUGCUGCGAUCUUGCUCAAGGAAGGUGCCGAUUGGGACUGGUUUAUUAAUCUUAGUGCCUCAGACUACCCGCUUGUGACUCAGGAUGAUCUGUUGCAUACAUUUUCUUAUUUGCCGCGGGAACUUAAUUUCAUUGAUCACACGAGUAAUAUUGGAUGGAAAGAGUUUCAGAGAGCGAAGCCCAUAAUUAUUGAUCCUGGGUUGUAUAUGUCCAAGAAAGCUGAUGUUUUCUGGGUUACGCAGAGGAGGAGUGUACCAACAGCUUUCAAACUAUUCACAGGUUCUGCUUGGAUGGUACUUUCUCGGCCUUUUGUUGAUUAUUUCAUAUGGGGAUGGGACAACCUACCCCGUAUUGUUCUCAUGUACUAUGCAAAUUUUAUAUCCUCUCCAGAAGGCUAUUUCCAUACUGUUAUUUGUAAUGCUCAAGAAUUCCGUAACACUACCGUGAACAGCGACCUUCACUUUAUAUCAUGGGACAACCCUCCUAAGCAGCAUCCUCACCACCUCAACCUUGGUGAUAUGCAAAGAAUGGUUGACAGUAAUGCCCCAUUUGCAAGGAAAUUCCCCAGAAAUGAUCCAGUGCUGGACAAAAUUGAUGCUGAACUCUUGUCUAGAAGUCCUGGCAUGGCUACGCCUGGUGGGUGGUGCAUUGGAAAUCAAGAAAAUGGAACUGAUCCAUGCUCUGUGAUUGGUAAUACCACAGUCCUCCGGCCUGGUCCUGGAGCAAAAAGACUGGAGAAGUUGAUAAGCUCUCUGUUGUCAACCGAGAACUUUCGACCAAGGCAAUGCAAGUAACAUAAAAGGGACCCUGCCUGGUAGGCACUUUUUGUACCAAUUUAGUUAAGUUUAUAGCAGAACACAAAAAAAGAUCGCUUGAUCCAGAUUCCAUCUUGUAGGGGCAAAAUCAAGAGUGAAAGAAACAUCAGUCUCUCAGGUACAUAGAAUAGCAAAAAAGAGAUGGAAUUGGUCUAAGAUCACCAACUAGGAAGCUGCUGUUACGUUUACCACUGUAACACUCUGGCUGUUAGUCAGAUUUUCUGAUAUAGGCUUUUUCCGUCAAAGCCAUCCAGCUCCAGAGGCUGUCUUGGACUUACGAAGCAGAAAAUUUGGCUGUUGGAAAAAGGAAAUAUGGAAUGAAAUUUGUUGUAUGAGACUGGUUUUUUGGGUAGUAGUUAACUGAAAGUGAAUAUCAGGAAGAGUGUCAAGUUCACCUCGAUGACCUUAGUCUUGGUGUAAGUUACUAAUUAAUUGGUAAUUUUUAUUUGAUUUCUCCA
This is a messenger RNA of Carica papaya (papaya), 1947 nucleotides long. RefSeq names its product beta-glucuronosyltransferase GlcAT14B-like. Lineage: Eukaryota; Viridiplantae; Streptophyta; Magnoliopsida; Brassicales; Caricaceae. Gene Ontology annotation, cellular component: membrane. Gene Ontology annotation, molecular function: glucuronosyltransferase activity. The record is from RefSeq and is a predicted model, not a curated record.